AACAGUUUCUAAUAGGUAUAGAAAAAAAUGGAUGAUAGCAUUGGAGGUAGUUCCUCUAACGACAAUGGCAUCAAGGAACAAGACCGGUUGCUGCCAAUAGCCAAUGUUGGUCGGCUAAUGAAGCAGAUUCUGCCUCAGAACGCUAAAAUCUCGAAGGAAGCGAAGGAGACGAUGCAAGAAUGUGUGUCGGAGUUCAUAAGCUUCGUGACCAGCGAAGCUUCGGACAAGUGCAGGAAGGAGAGGAGAAAGACUGUGAAUGGUGAUGACAUUUGCUGGGCCUUGGCAACAUUAGGCUUUGAUGACUAUGUGGAACCAAUGAGAAGGUCUUUGCAUGAGCUUUUGGCUAAUCUAUUUUGGGAAUCAAUAAAUCUUGGGCAUGGUUUGUUCAGAAAUCUGUUCUUGAAACUCUCAUAAAAUCAAAUAACAAGUUAAAACUUUCCCUGCUCUCUUCAUCUCUUAAUUUAUGGUAACUAAUUUAUGAUAAAUUCUUCUAGCAUGCAUGUAAGAGUGUCCUUGAUUCAAGAAUACUCAUCUUUCAAAGCCAGAAAACUGGGGGUUUAGUAAAAUCAUCAGUUUGAUCUGAG
Molecule: messenger RNA, 584 nt
Organism: Cajanus cajan (pigeon pea)
Lineage: Eukaryota; Viridiplantae; Streptophyta; Magnoliopsida; Fabales; Fabaceae
Product: nuclear transcription factor Y subunit B-5
Biological process (GO): regulation of transcription by RNA polymerase II
Cellular component (GO): nucleus; CCAAT-binding factor complex
Molecular function (GO): RNA polymerase II cis-regulatory region sequence-specific DNA binding; protein heterodimerization activity; DNA-binding transcription activator activity, RNA polymerase II-specific
Source: RefSeq, a predicted model, not a curated record